CUUGGUUUCAGACCCACUUCUUUCUCGCUCAGCACGUUCAUCAACAGUCAACAUGGAAUAAGAAGGGAAAUGGAAAAGCUGCGCAGCCUUACACUACGACACUAGUCCGCCAUGAACCGGGCGCUGAAGAAUAUUCUAAGACGCCUAGCUCAAAACGCAGGGAACGAGUAAAGCUCUAAUGGUUUUCAAAGGCCGGUUUUUUUCUUCUAAGAAAUCUGCCGAUGUUUCCAGCCCAGAUGGAUCAUCUAAUAGCCCGCGAUCUAUCGGUUCGAAUUCCCCGAUCCGAUCUGAUAAGAAGCUGGGAAAAUCAAGUUCCAAUUCCAAGGACAACUCUCCUGUUACCCCGACUUCGAUUUCGAGUUUAGCUGCUAGCUUCAAGGAUAAGAAGAAUGAUGGUAAAGGUAAAGAGAGCAUAGUUCAUAGCUCGAACUCUCAGGGGAAGUCCGGAUCGGGCGGAGAAACAUUAGGCUCUCUUAAGUCGAAGAAAUUGGUUACUGCGGAAGUCAAGGAAGUUGGUCCGCAGCAGAAUGCGGUAUCCGUGUCGCCGAUUCUAGCAUCGUCAUUGGGUUUGAACAAGAUUAAGACGCGAUCUGGACCGUUGCCGCAGGAGAGCUUCUUCGGUUACGCGACUAGAGAUAAGGUGAGUGCUUUGGGUGCUAGUAGCUUGUCCAAGCCUACUGCAAGUAGUGGUAGAGCUGAUGCUGCAUCAAGUUCGGCAAAGAAGAAUGCUGGAAAGGAGGAUGAGAAGAUGUCAUUGGAAAGUUCUGGUUGGGCGGAGAACAGGAGCAUUUCAGAGCAUAUGCCAAUGGAGAGUGCGCAAUCCAGGAACAGAAGCCCUCAGGUCCUUGGUUCGUCUAGGGUGCAAAGCGGCGAAUCUUCCUGUGAAGCAGCAGCUCAGAUUAAUCCAUCUCGGGGCAAUUCAGGAGUGUUGAGGAACAUGGAUGCUUGUACUCCGGAUUUGAAGACAUCGUAUGAUUGUGAUAACCCAAAGGAGUCUGAAUCUCCACGCUUUCAAGCUAUACUUCGUUUGACUAGCGCACCCAGGAAAAGGUUUCCAACAGAUAUCAAAAGUUUUUCUCAUGAGUUGAAUUCUAAAGGUGUACGCCCUUUUCCAUUUUGGAAGCCUCGAGGUUUAAACAACUUGGAGGAGGUUUUAACAAUGAUAAGGACGAAGUUUGCCAAAGCAAAGGAGGAAGUUGACUCUGAUCUUCAUAUCUUCGCGGCAGAUCUCGUUGGAGUUUUAGAAAAGAAUGCAGAAACUCAUCCUGAAUGGCAAGAAACGAUUGAAGACUUGCUGAUUUUAGCCCGAAGAUGUGCAAUGACAUCAUCUGGGGAAUUUUGGCUUCAAUGUGAAGGAAUUGUUCAAGACUUAGAUGAUAGGCGUCAGGAGCUUCCGGCGGGUACUUUGAAGCAGCUGCAUACUCGAAUGCUUUUUAUACUCACACGGUGUACACGAUUGCUUCAGUUCCACAAGGAAAGUUUUGCUGAGGAUGAACCUAUAUUGCAGCUUCGCCAGUCAUUUCAACCUCCCAAAAAGCACGUUUCUGGAGGCAUAGGAUUGGAUCAGACGAUAUCCACUGGCGCGAAAGUUCCAAAGACACCUGCUACAACAACAAGAAAAUCAUAUAGUCAGGAACAGCAUGGUUUGAAUUGGAAGACAGAUCAGGUCCUACACCCAGAGGGUUUUAAGUUAUCACCAGCUGAAACUGUUAAGAAUCCAGAUUCUUGCAAUGGUAGGGACCGGAUGGCUUCUUGGAAGAAAUUACCGUCUCCUGUGGCAAAAGUUCCCAGAGAAUCUACUCCAGUGAAAGAGCAAAGUGAUAUUCUAGAGGAUUCGAAGUUGCUAAUCAACAAGAGAGGAACUUCAGAUUCAGAUCUCGCCACUGUUAAGCAUCAAGAGCCCCCCUCUAGCAGAGAUUCUUAUGGACACUCCUCAGGGUCUUCCAAACACCAGCACAAAGUUUCAUGGGGUUACUGGGCAGACCAACCAAGUCUCUCUGAUGAAAGCUCAAUAAUCUGUCGUAUUUGUGAGGAGGAGGUCCCUACUUUGCAUGUGGAAGAGCACUCUAGAAUUUGUGCAAUUGCAAAUCGUUGUGAUCAAAAGGGUCUUAGUGUCAAUGAGCGUUUGAUUAGCAUUGCCUAUACACUUGAGAAGCUAAUGGAGACAUUUUCGCAGAAGGAUUUCCAACCAACUGCUGGAAGUCCAGAUGGUGCAAAAGCAUCAAACUUAAUUGCAACUGAAGAAUCUGAUCUAUUAUCUCCAUAUCUCAGUGACUGGUCUCGCAGAGGCUCCGAGGAUAUGCUCGACUGCUUACCUGAAGUGGAUACUUCUGCUUACGUGGAUGAGCUUAAGACUAUACCAUCUAUAUCAUGUAAAACUCGUUUCGGCCCCAAGUCCGAUCAAGGAAUGACAACAUCUUCUGCUGGUAGCAUGACCCCUAGGUCUCCUUUGCUCACACCACGAACUAGUCAAAUGGACUUGACAUUGCUCGGGAAAGGUUGUUACCCUGAACAUGAAGAUCUCUCUCAGAUGAAUGAACUUGCUGAUAUUGCUAGAUGUGUAGCAAAUACACCUAUGGAGGAUGACCAAUCAUUGUCUUACUUAAUCACUUGCCUUGAAGAUUUGAAAGUAGUGAUUGAUCGGAGAAAGCUGGACGCACUUACCGUAGAGACAUUUGGAAACCGAAUAGAAAAGCUGAUUCGGGAGAAGUAUUUACAACUAUGUGAGCUGGUUGAUGAUGAUAACAAUGAUAUAACAAGCACUGUCAUUGAUGAAGAUGCACCCUUUGAAGAUGAUGUUGUACGUAGCUUGAGAACCAGUCCCAUUCAUUCCAACAAAGACCGUACAUCUAUAGAUGACUUUGAAAUUAUCAAGCCAAUUAGUCGCGGUGCAUUCGGCCGGGUGUUUUUGGCAAAAAAGAGAACCACCGGGGAUCUCUUUGCUAUUAAGGUUCUUAAGAAGGCUGAUAUGAUACGGAAGAAUGCAGUUGAAAGUAUUUUAGCAGAACGCGACAUUUUAAUAUCAGUUCGAAAUCCAUUUGUGGUUCGCUUCUUCUAUUCAUUUACUUGCCGUGAAAAUUUGUAUCUUGUGAUGGAGUACCUGAAUGGUGGGGAUCUAUAUUCACUAUUGAGAAGCCUAGGGUGCUUGAAUGAAGAUGUAGCUCGUGUAUAUAUAGCUGAAGUGGUACUCGCUUUGGAAUACUUGCACUCUUUGCGUGUUGUUCAUCGUGAUUUGAAGCCGGACAAUUUGUUGAUUGCACAUGAUGGCCACAUCAAGUUGACAGAUUUUGGCCUUUCAAAAGUUGGUCUCAUUAAUAGCACUGAUGAUCUAUCUGGUCCAGCCGUUAGUGGAACAUCCGUGAUGGAUGAAGAUGAAUCUCAGAUACCUUCAUCUGAGCAUCAGCAAGAAAGGCGUAAAAAGCGUUCUGCUGUAGGCACUCCAGAUUAUCUGGCUCCUGAGAUCCUUCUAGGAACAGGACAUGGGUUCACAGCUGAUUGGUGGUCUGUGGGUGUUAUUCUUUUUGAGUUGAUCGUUGGCAUUCCACCUUUCAAUGCAGAGCAUCCUCAGAAAAUAUUUGAUAACAUUCUUAAUCGGAAGAUACCUUGGCCUCUGGUUCCUGAAGAAAUGAGCGCUGAAGCACAGGACUUGAUUGAUCGCUUAUUGACAGAAGAUCCUAACCAAAGGCUUGGAGCUAAAGGGGCAACUGAGGUCAAGCAACAUCCUUUUUUCAUGAAUAUUAACUGGGACACCCUAGCAAGACAAAAGGCUGCAUUUGUACCCACCUCGGAGAGUGCCUUGGAUACCAGUUAUUUCACUAGUCGCUUCUCUUGGAAUCCUUCAGAUGAGCGUGUGUUAGCAACCAGUGACAUUGAGUAUUCAAGUGAUAAUGGUAGCACAAGUGGUAGCAGUAGUUGCCUAAGUCGUCAUGAUGAACUGGACAAACAAGGCGAAGAAUGUGGGGGCCUUGCAGAGUUUGACUCGGGUUCUCCUGUCAGAUAUUCUUUUAGUAACUUCUCAUUCAAGAAUCUCUCCCAGCUUGCAUCAAUCAAUUAUGAUUUGCUUACUAAAGGUUUAAAGGAUGACCAGACGACAAGUCCAAACCCAUAAUCAUGGAAUCCUCAUCCAUAGUCCAUUUUUUGGGGAUUUUGGGCCAACAGCUUGACACAAAAUAUGGGAUCAAUCUUAUCCCUCUCCUGAGGCCAUGUACAUAUAUAGAUGGAUGGAGCAACAAUACAUGGGGUGUGCUUAGUUCCUGAGCUGAACUCCAUGGAGUUACAUUAAAAAAAUAUUAUGGCAGAGUUGUUUUGUUUGAGUUGAGGUCUGUUGUAAUCUUUGUCUCAUGGUAUGAUUCUUGAGGAGGGCAUAAUGCCCUUUUCACUUCAGCAAUUUGUUUUUUAAAAGCAAUGUGAACAUGUCCCCUAUCAAAGGUAUUUGGUUUCUGUGGUGUUUCCUCUCCAGCCGUAAAGAUGGGCAGUGGUGGCAAAUUGGCAAUGGAGGGCUCUGGUUUUCCAUCAGUUUCCGAGGUGAAAAUGAGGAGGUAUGCCAAUGAAGUUGCUGGAUGUGGCAACAUGUAUCCCUGUUAUUAUCACUCAAAAAGAUUGAUUAAUGGAGGAAGUUUUGUGCAUAGGGAUGUUGUCUGAGCUACAAGUAAAUAAGUGAAUGCUUCAUGUUUGUUACUUCGGUAUAAAUAUUGAUACAACAUGAUUGCAUGGUAAUUUGCAGUUUUGCACCAUCUGUGUAUUGCGUGUCACCUCAUGUCCUCAUGUGCAAUAAAAAUGCGCCAAUUACAUUUGAAUUUAGAUUUGUUCCGG
Molecule: messenger RNA, 4812 nt
Organism: Cuscuta europaea
Lineage: Eukaryota; Viridiplantae; Streptophyta; Magnoliopsida; Solanales; Convolvulaceae
Source: the annotation of a GenBank genome assembly